CCAUGAGCACAAGGUGAAAGACGACCAUAUUGAAUUUUCAUAAACUAAAAUUGUGACGCGACGAGAUUUCGCUGCGUAGAAAAGUUAAUAUUUAAUGUGGAAAAAGUGAAAAUUUCCUUACAAAAAUAUUGAGAAAAUUGAAUUGAAUAAACAUUUAUUACGUUUGUGGUAAAAGUAAGUAGCGGAAAAGUUGUUAAGUGCGCGAAAAUUGGAAGUGAAAAAUUGUCAGCGGAGCGCUAGCUGAAAGUUCCCAUGCAUAUAUAUAUUUCACAAAAGUAGAAGAAGAAGAAAUAGGCAAUUAAAAAGUUAUAUGAGCAUAGAAAAGUAGCACAGAGAAAGAAAGAAAAAAUAAGUGUUCGAGAAGGGAAAGGAGAAGAAGCGCAAAAGCAACUCGUGAAAAAAGCCAAACAAACGCACAAGGCAUACGUGCUGCUGCGUGGCGUGUUAGUUUGUAGAAAGCAAUCACGUUGGAGGUGAGGUGUAAAAAACUACUAGCUACUGCUUUAGAGCAAAACGUUAACCAAAGGAAAAAAAUUAAAAACUUAUAUAAACUAGUUUUGUGGCAAAGCAUUUGCCUACUGUACUGUAAUGAGUGUCGCUGCAAUGACUAUGGACGAUCAAAGACCUUUGAUGAACAGUUACGAUAAAAUGUCUAAACAAUAUGAACAAAAUUUGCAUGGUAAUACCGGAGUAGGUGGUGGGGGUGGUGGCAAUGGUUUAAGUGCUGGCGGUGCACCACCAUCUGGACCGGCCUCGCCAACGCCAUCCGGUAGCGAAGAGCCUUCGCAUCAAUAUCAUCAUGCACAUCAUCAUCAUUCUCACCAUCAUCAUCAUCAUCAUUCGCGACAUAUGCAUCAACAACAUGUGGAACAUCAGCCACCAUCGCCGCCGCCAACUCAGCAACAGCAACAACAUGUGCACCACCAUAGCCAACAUCAUCAGGCACAACAGCAGCAACAACUUCAACAACAGCAGCAGCAACAGCCAAGCUCUGUCGCUGAGGCCGUUGCUGCUGCCGAACAUCGUCAGCGGUUGCUCGAAGAUGAAAUUGAAAAUCUCAAGUUGGAACAGACGCGUCUAUCGCAGCAAUGUGUUGAUGCACAGCGGCGCGAAAAAAUACUCAUGCGCCGUUUGGCCAACAAAGAGCAAGAAUUUCAGGAUUAUGUGAGCCAAAUUGCCGAAUACAAAGCAGCACAAGCACCCACAGCAUCGGCAUUGCGUGCGGCUUUGCUUGACCCCGCUGUUAAUUUGCUAUUUGAGAAGCUCAAGAAAGAGCUAAAAGCAACCAAAGCUAAGUUGGAGGAAACACAAAAUGAGUUGUCCGCUUGGAAAUUCACACCGGAUUCCAAUACUGGCAAACGUUUGAUUGCCAAAUGUCGUUUAUUGUAUCAAGAAAAUGAAGAACUUGGUAAAAUGACUUCCAAUGGGCGUUUGGCAAAACUAGAGACUGAAUUGGCUAUGCAAAAAAGUUUUUGCGAAGAAGUAAAGAAGUCGCAAUCAGAGGUCGACGAUUUUCUACCCGAAUUAGAUGAGGAUGUUGAGGGCAUGCAAAGUACAAUCUUAUUCCUGCAACAAGAACUCAAGACCACCCGCGAUCGCAUACAAACUUUGGAAAAGGAGAAUUAUCAAUUGAAAACUGGUAGUUUGGACAGUGAGACUAAUAUUAAAGUCUCUGAUGCAGAAGUUACUGAUGCCAAUACACCAACACUGCACAGUAGCCACAAUGGCGCUGUUGCUGCAUGCAAUAUGCCAGUAAAUGUUGCCGAAAACUGUGCCAUACCCUACAACACUGUCGCCGCAAACAUGUCAAACAAUGUCAACAACACUUCGCUACCGCCAACGCACAAUACACUCAACAAUGCCAACGAUUUGAAGUACACAGCAGCGCGUCCCUUGGAAACCAUCGAUGAAAAUGCUUGUCUACGCAACUAUGGUCAACCCAAAGAUUUCUACAAUGGCAAUGAAGAACAACAACAUGUGCCAAUUGCGGCUGUUAAGCCCAUAUUGGAAGCUGAUGCCAACAACACUUUGAAUAAUCCCUUCAAUGUUGCCUCACCCGCUGUGGCUGGCAGUGGCACCAUGUUACGCACGGUUGCUUCGCGCAAACGUAAUUACGAUUGUAGUGAACUGAAUGAUAGUCCAGCUGUUAUAACGCCAGCGGCGCCGACGCAUGUCACCGCGCCACGCACGUUGCCACCGAAAAAGUCGAAAUUACGUCGCACUUCGGUGCAAACGAAUGAAAUCAAUGAAUAUGACGCCGGCAAUUGUAUUGGCGUUAAUAAUGCACAACAACAACAAAUGUUGGGUGGCAUUGCCGCAGUUGAUCCGUUAAGUAUUGUCGAUAAUGCGGUGGUUGGCAUGGCGAAUGAGGAGCAUCCCAGCAGCAUGGCAAUCGAUGAGCCGGCAAUGGAUGCUGGUGGUAAUAACGGUGGUGUUGCGUUGCGUAUAAUGACGCGAAGACGUUCAGUGCGCCAACAACAAAAUGGCAAUAUCGGUGGCGACAGUAAUCAUUAGGCCGUGUGUUGUGUUGCAUGUGAAGUGCAUAGUGUUAAUGCACGAAGUUGAGCUAGUUAUACAUACAUUCAUACAUAUAUCAUGCGAUAUAUAUGCAUAUAUUUUUUUUUGCGACUUGUAAUGUAAUGUAAAAGUGAAAAAAAACCAAUACUAUAGGGUUUUAACAUAAAGAAACAAACAAAAUAUGCAGAAUAUAAUGAUGCUAAGGGAAAUUAAACAAUAACUGUGUAAAAAAUACAAAAAUAUAUAGAGAAACUGAAACAAAAAGGCAAACAAAUAAUUAAUUAAGUAACCAAGCAACAAAUCUGCAACUUUUAUGCAAAGAAAUAUAUUAACUGUACUAUAUGAAGCAACAAUUAACGCUCUAAUGAACUGUAUGUGUUGUUAAUGAUGAACAAUGUGCGCGAUUUUUUGUUUUGCUUCAAAUUUGUUUACCUCUCAACACCGUUACUGCAUAUGUAAUUAGCAGAAUUUUUUUUAUUAUUAUUUUAUAUUACAAAUUGAUUAUAGUUUAUGCGUUGUUUUAUUUACUUGAGCUGCUAUUUGUAAUAAAUAAUAAAAAACGUAAAUAUUUGAAAUUUACUGAUGAAAUCAUGA
Zeugodacus cucurbitae (melon fly) is the source of this 3111-nucleotide messenger RNA. RefSeq names its product pre-mRNA-splicing regulator female-lethal(2)D (gene fl(2)d). Gene Ontology annotation, biological process: regulation of alternative mRNA splicing, via spliceosome. Gene Ontology annotation, cellular component: nucleus. The coding region runs from base 589 to 2514 and encodes 641 amino acids. The transcript has 5 exons. The record is from RefSeq and is a predicted model, not a curated record. NCBI's taxonomy places the organism in Eukaryota, Metazoa, Arthropoda, Insecta, Diptera, Tephritidae.